Exophiala viscosa is the source of this 1032-nucleotide messenger RNA. RefSeq lists its product as uncharacterized. The record is from RefSeq and is a predicted model, not a curated record. The transcript has 5 exons. NCBI's taxonomy places the organism in Eukaryota, Fungi, Ascomycota, Eurotiomycetes, Chaetothyriales, Herpotrichiellaceae. The coding region runs from base 109 to 897 and encodes 262 amino acids.
GUCCUCCGUUUCACUUCCCCAUCUUUCAUUUCAAGGUGGAGCUCUCACUUUCUGAUUGGCAUCUCAAUUCCCUCCUGGUGCCUUGCCGAGUCGGCCUGCUCGGAAAAGAUGGCGAUACUCGGCACAUUUGAGGCUCAAGUCAUUGUCAAUGGAGUACCGGCAGCGGAGUACGAUGACGACGAAGAACCAGUCACAAAUGGCCCAACUUUGAUUACCAAAUAUGUCGAGGCUGUCUCAGACGCCCUCUUCGCAUUCAAGGUCAAGAUAUCCCCAACUUAUAAGUUCACCAAUGAAGAUGGACUGGCUGUAUACGCCUACAUCGAUGGGCAUUCUGAAGGUGGGAGGAUCUCAAGACGACAGGAUUUGAAAACUGCAACACCAGCACUCGUGGUGGAUGGCCACCUUCAAACAGAGAACGGCCGAUUCAAAAACUGCAUGUUCAAGUUUGCUGAUCUUGAGACCCGUGACUUAGAAAAGGGAGACGAUACUUCGAUGUUCAAGGAAAAGUACUCCGAGCUUGGAACCCUCAGAGUCGAGAUAUGGCGAGCGCGGAUCACCGGCGAAGCUGAACCUACCAGAUACGAGGCGAAGAAGAACGAAGUUGUUCCCGAAAAGGCCUUGAAAGGUCGACCACUCGACGUCGUUACGAGCUAUGCUCCUGUAGACGUGCCGAUGGAGAAUACCGUCCUCGUCAAGCUCAUGGACAGCAAACACCUUGCAAAAUUCAUCUUUAAGUAUCGUACCAGACGUGCGCUUCAAUCUUUGAUGAUCAUAGAGAGGUCCCCGACGCCACUGCCACUCGAAGAACGACCCGUCGAAGAGCUGACUAGGGAGGAAAUGGCCGAACUGCUGAGAAGACAGAACAGUUCAGAGUCAAGCAAGAAUACGCCGGUCUGAAACGCGAGCGUGCCGGAACGAUUACAGACCCACGCCCACUCAAGUCUAGCAAGGGAGAGAACGGCGAGACGAUCUACCACUUGGAUUCUGGUUCCGAUGACGAAGAAGAAGAGAAGGCGAAACCAGAAGUUGAGG